Saccoglossus kowalevskii is the source of this 1602-nucleotide messenger RNA. RefSeq names its product glycine receptor subunit alphaZ1-like. Gene Ontology annotation, biological process: monoatomic ion transmembrane transport. Gene Ontology annotation, cellular component: membrane. Gene Ontology annotation, molecular function: transmembrane signaling receptor activity; extracellular ligand-gated monoatomic ion channel activity. NCBI's taxonomy places the organism in Eukaryota, Metazoa, Hemichordata, Enteropneusta, Harrimaniidae. The record is from RefSeq and is a predicted model, not a curated record.
AUGGGUGGUGGAUUAGGAAGGUGGGAGGUGGUGAAUCAAGUAGAUGACAGGUUCUGGAUCAGGAAAGUGAGAGGUUGUGAAUCAAGUAGGUGGCAUGUAGUGGAUCGGGGAGCUACGAGGUGGUGGAUCAGGAAGGUGAGAGGUGGUGGAUUUGGUAGGGAAGACCAGUUGAAUCAAGUAAUUUAUGAAAGUGACAUUCGUCAUUAUCAACAUCGGUGUUAUUUGCCCAAUUUGCAACGCUGCGAAAUCAAUAUGGCCGCUAUCACAAUGCACGUUGUGUCUUGCAGUGAGGUCCAUUACGAUAACGCGACAGAGAAUCUGAACAUGUCUCAUGUGUCCUUGUUCAUUGAAGAACUUUUUAUAAACUACGAUAGAAGACUGACACCUACAUUCAGUGAAGAGACGCCUACAACAGUAAUAUGCGAUGUGUUUGUCAGUAAUAUCGGUUCGAUCUCCGAGUCAACAAUGAAUUGGUUUGACCAUCGCCUCCGUCACCCUCAAAACCGAAAAAUCCCGACAAGCAGCGCCCUCCUCGAAAGGAUCUGGGUGCCGGAUUUGUUUUUCGCCAACGAAAAAGAGGGCAUACAGCAUCAACUGACGGUUGAAAACAAGUUACUGAGAGUUUCCCAUGACGGGGAGGUUAUUUUAAGUCAGAGAUUGAGUCUAAGACUGAAUUGUAAUAUGCAUUUACAACAUUUCCCGAUGGACGAGCAAGUUUGUGAUAUGGCAAUGGAAAGCUUUGGCUACACGAGCGAUCAACUUAUUUUCAUAUGGCGUAAUGACAUGGCCAAAGCUGUGCAGGUAGAUGAUACCCUCACCUUGCCACAGUUCGAAUUAUACCAUACGAACACGAAGCGAUGUGACAAGGUAUACUGGACAGUUGAAUUAAAACCAUGCCAUAAACCGUAUAAUAACAAUGGUAUUAAUUAUGACCAGGAAGGAAGAGGGUCUGGGUUUUGGAAGUUGAGGAAUUUUACGUGCAUCGCUGUAUCAUUCCAUUUUGUGCGACAAAUUGGUUACUACAUGCUUAAUACAUAUAUCCCGACAUUCGCUCUCGUCCUCCUAUCGUGGGUCUCAUUCUGGAUGCGACCUGAUGCGGCUCCAGCACGAGUCAGCUUGGGUGUGACGGUCAUUCUAACGACGACCACGCUGGCAAUUGGUGUAAGGGGGUCAUUUGCCAAGGUGUCUUACAUAACGGCGAUAGAUGUUUGGAUGACCAGUUGUCUUAUAUUUGUUAUAUCAACUACGAUAGAAUUUGCUAUUGUGAAUUUUCUGUAUCAUAUAUGUAAAGGAAUUCCGUCAAAACGACAACCGUGUGCAAGUCACGCCAAUCGUCGACGGAGUAUGGCGCAUUAUAGCUGCGGAGAAUCGAAUGGUGUCGGGACAGGAUCCAUAUUCUCUCAAUCCAAUGAAGUUCGCCGUCGGUCUGAUGGGUUCGCUGAGACCCGACUAAUGACAAAAUUGCCCGAGGAGAAACAGAAUGACGACAAAGUCGCGUCCAACCAGCACUUAGCGCUAAGGGUGGACAACAUAUCCAAAUUGUUGUUCCCUAUUUCAUUCGCCCUAUUCAACCUGGUAUAUUGGGCUACAUUUUUUGUGUGA